Paramecium octaurelia is the source of this 246-nucleotide messenger RNA. Lineage: Eukaryota; Ciliophora; Oligohymenophorea; Peniculida; Parameciidae. The record is from the annotation of a GenBank genome assembly.
AUGGGGUGCACAAUUACUACUUAAAAAGUCAACUUAUAAAAAACUAUCAUGCUUGAAUCGACUUUUAACAAAGAAUAAAGGGAAAAGGAAUAGCGAAUGAAGGCUUACAUGGUCUUAGAUCAAUAUAGAUAAACAAAAACUAUGAGAAAAUAAAUUAAGCUCAAAUCUGAUGUGAAGGAUGCCUUGCAAGAAUAAUUAUAUCGAAGUAAAGCUGCAUAACCUUAAAAACCCUCCAUUGUUAAUUGA